UCAGAACCCUUCUGCUCGUACCUCCGUGGGUCGUGUCUGCUCCACACUCGGCUCGGCUCGGCUCGGUUCGGUUCUGUUCGGGAGUUUCAUCACGUUUGUGUCCGGACACUUGGUUCCGUGGAGCUGCCGUGGAGGAGUGAACCCGGGGCCCGUGGGUCGUGUUCAGCAUGGGGGACGUGAUUUCCAGUCACCUGGAUGAAGCCAAGCGGGAGAUUAUUACAGCUCGGACCGGGGAGGUGAUGGGGGAGGUGGGCCGUCUGUAUGAGCAGCAGUACGCCGUCGCACUCUUCAACAAGGUCCGCUUCGACAUCGAGGGAGGAGGCGGACCCCAGCCUCAGCUACUGCACCGCAAGACCCCCCUGGAGGACAAGUCCAUCUUCUCCGGUUCCCUCUUCCAGUAUCAGGAGGAGAACAAGAAAUGGAGGAACCGCUUCGUCUUUGUUCCCGACUCGUACAUCAUCAACUAUUACGACAGCAAAGCAUCCCAUGACAAACAUCUGCAUCCCAAAGGAACCAUCAACUGUUCUGGAUACAAAGUGCUGACUUCCAUGGAGCAGUACCUGGAUCUGAUCAGCAACAGCCUCCCUGGUGUGAAAGCCAAAGUGGGAAGUUCCCCGUUCCUGAAAUGUGCCACCCAGUUCCCUCUGAUCCUCUGGCAUCCGUUCGCCCGACACUUCUACUUCUGCGUGGUGACCGAGAAGGAGCAGCAGAAGUGGAACGCCGUCCUGCAGGACUGUGUCCGCCACGCCAACGACGGUUUGUCGGAGGAGAAUAAAGUCCAAACACCGGCGUUCACAGACGCAGUCCGACUCUACCGCCAAGCUAAAGGCCAGUAUGGCACCUGGGAGAUGAUGUGUGGUGUUCCGUCACAAAUCCUGGCGAACCUGGUGAUGGAGGGUCUCCUCCCCGAGCUGAGGGAACUCAUCUCCCCCCGACUCAAAGGCAAACUGUACGAGAGGCAGAAGAACUGGAUGCUGAUCAGUGAUGCGGUCUACAGUCUGGUCCAGGGUCAGUGUCAGACCCAGUACGAGGACGUGGUGCAGAAAUGUGAGGCCAGUCGGACUUCGCUGGAGGCGUGUUUACGAACUGACAUGGACCAGAUCAUCACAUCCAAAGAACACGUCACCAACAAAAUCAGAGCCGUGGUGGUCCCAAAGGCUGAGAAGCUGCUGAAGGUGAGCAUCGAGCCCUACAUCGGCUCCAUCCUGGACGCUCUGAUGGAACCCACCAGCCGAGGGUUCUCCGAGGUCCGAGACGUGUUCUUCAGGGAACUGGUGGACAUGAGCAAGAACACCCUGAAUGAGGGAACGAAGGAGACGGUGGCUCAGCACAUGGACCGGAUCUCCAUGUUGGCCUUCCAUCCAGUGAAGAUGCAGAGCUGUUAUGAGAAGGUGGAGCAGCUGAGUCUGGAGGGUCUUCAGCAGAGGUUCGACGUCUCCAGCCCCUCGGUGUUCGUCCAGAGAGCCCAGAUCCUCAUGAGAGAGCAAAUGGACGACGCCGUGUACACAUUUGAGCAGAUCCUCCAUCAGAGUCUGGAGUCUCAGGGUUCGGAGGAGCUUUGUAAAACCAUCCAGCGCUGCCAGGACAGAGUCAUCAAGAAAUUCGACUACGACAGCAGCACGGUGAGGAAGCGUUUCUUCCGCGAGGCUCUGCUGCAGAUCUUCAUCCCCUACAUGUUGAAGCAGCUCACUCCCUCCUGUGCAUCCGACCUGCCGCACUUCCAGGAGCUGAUCUUUGAGGACUUCUCCCGCUUCAUCCUGGUGGAGAACAUCUUCGAGGAGGUGGUUCUGCACUCGGUCAUGAAGGACAUCAUGAUGGCUGUGAAGGAGGCGGCGGUCCAGAGGAGACACAACCUGUACCGCGACAGCAUCGUCCUCAGCAACAGCGACCCCAGCCUGCACCUCCUGGGGGAGAACCCCUCCAUCGACUGGGCCGGGGAGUACAAAGGAGAAAAGGAGGAGGUGGACGGCGCCGGGGACGACGGCGGCGAGUCCCAGAAGACAAGGAGGAUGAAGCAGGUGGUGUCCAUGAUCCAGGUGGAAGGAGCUCCGACGCUGCCCAGUGAGUCCUGUGUGGAGGUGCCUGGGGUGGAGGACAUUCCUGAGGAGGGAGGAGAGGAAGAGGAGGAGGAGGAGGAAGAGGAGGAGUCUCCUGAUGAGCAGCAGGACCAGAAUGCACCUGCAGAGAACGCCCAGGACUUGACAGAUGGUUUAAAGGAAGGGGGGGUGAAGCUGGAGGAGCAGGAGAAAGACAAGAUGGAGGUGAAGGAGGAGGUGAAGGAGGAGUCGAAGGGUUCGGAGAAAGAGAAAGAAGGACAGCCAGCUCCAAAGCAGGAGGUGUCGGAAAGUUUGGAGAAGGAGGAGGAGAAGCCGCCGUCAAACCCAGAGGCGUUGGAAAAUUCUAAAGAGGAGGUGAAGGAGGAGGAGUUACCCUCAAAAAAGGAGGUGUCGGAAAGUUCAGAGAAAAAGGAGAAGGAGGAGGAGCUGUCGUCAAACCAGGAGGUGUUGGAAAAUUCUAAGGAGGAGGUGAAAGAGGAGGAGUUACCCUCAAAAAAGGAGGUGUCGGAAACUCCAGAGAAGGAGGAGGAGGAGGAGGCGUCUGAAGGUUCAGUAAAAGAGGUGGGUCAGGAAGCGUCCAAGGAGGAGGAGCUACCGCUGCCUCCGCCUCCUGAGGAAGUCCCAUCUGGAUCCACAGGGGCGGCGCCGGAGGGCCCCCCCGAGGCGGCGGCGGCGUCCGACUUCCCCCCUCCCCCGCACGACGACAGCGGCUUCCAGUCUCCCACAGGCGAGGGGGCGGAGCCAGAGCCGGCCAACGCCAACAGCAGUGACUCUGAGGCCAGACAGCAGUGACGACAGGAUGUCAGCGCCGUCAGCCGGACCCGAACCGUCGACCCGAACGUUUAAAGACACUGGGAGCCGUUUUAACCACGUCUGUGUUCAGUUCCGGGGAAAUAAUCACUGCUCGUUUUCCGACGGCACCGUUAAAGCGGCUUCACCGAGCAGGACUCAGGUGCUCAUGUCAUCCUCUGUGUUAGUUUCAUGUGCCUUUGUAUUUUUCACUACUUUGUGUCAACUCCAAAGAUCCACAAACAUUCUACGUUUUCAUUUCUAUUCACGUGGUUUAAAUCAGAGGUGUCCAGUUCAUUUUAGUUCAUGUUCCAAAUGGGUCGAUCAGUAAAAUAAUAACAUAAUAACCUAUAAAUAAUGUCAACUCCAAACUUUUCUGUAUAUUUUAGAGCAAAAAAAAAAAGUCAAAUUAUAUUA
Messenger RNA from Sphaeramia orbicularis (orbiculate cardinalfish), 3263 nucleotides. It is a transcript of the gene niban2b, whose product is annotated as niban apoptosis regulator 2b. The transcript has 14 exons. NCBI's taxonomy places the organism in Eukaryota, Metazoa, Chordata, Actinopteri, Kurtiformes, Apogonidae. The coding region runs from base 168 to 2849 and encodes 893 amino acids. The record is from RefSeq and is a predicted model, not a curated record.